AUUUACAAACAAUAAAGACCUAAGGUAAAAAGAAAGCAGAUUUGUAGGCCUAGUGGUUUUCCCCAGAAAGAAACUUCACUUUAAUGACAAUACCUUCCUGUUAUUUUCUAGUCAGCAGCCUAACAGUUUUGAUCAUUCUCCGGAUUUGUCUGAUGGCUGACAGUAAAGAAGGAGAGGAGAAAGACGAGUUUCCGAAAACUUUGGAGGAUUUUGGAUUUUACUUUAAUGAAGAUGGCCAGAUGAGAGAUUUUAAAACAGAUGAGCCAUUUAAUUUUGUGGUGGACCCUGACAACCACAAAUACAAUCAGAGGCGAUAUGAAGCUCUUGGAAAUAUUAUAACUGAACAUGUGUAUCAGUUACUAGAGGAAAAACAUAAUCUUAAGAAGGUCAAAAUUCCUGUGGAUGCAGAGUGUGAUGAGCCCACAUCUUUCUUCUACAUGUCAGAGGAUGCCUUAGACAAAGACAAGCUGUUGAUCCUGAUUCAUGGGAAUGGGGUAGUCAGAGCAGGUCAAUGGGCCAGGAGGUUGAUCAUCAAUGAUUGCCUGGACUCUGGUACCCAGUUACCGUUUAUUGACUGGGGUGUGAAGGAGGGAUAUGGGAUAAUAGUGGCUAAUACGAACUACAACAAAGCAGAAGAUCACAAACAUGGAGAGGAAAUCAGACGCAGUGAGGGCCCAGAGGAACACAUGGAGUGUGUAUGGAAGAACUUUGUAGAGAAAUCUAAGGCUAGUGCCAUAGCAGUAGUGGCUCACAGUUAUGGUGGAGUAGUCACCCUAGAUCUGGUCAUCAACCACGUAGAUGAGUUUUGGAAGCGAGUUUUUGCUGUGGCCCUUACGGACUCUGUUCACAGCUUCAGUCACCAGUAUGGGGAUGAUAGUGUUAUUGAAUUCUACAAACAACGUGGAAAAAACUGGGCAUCCUGUCUGGAUGAGUUAGACACUCCGCUGGAGAGCCAGUCAGAUUUUUGUCCCACAGUGGCAGCAGGCACAGAAAAACACGAAUACACAAGCUACAGCAGCAUGCAUUCCAUUUUCAAAUUUUUGUCUGAAAAAUACAAGGAGAUGACAGAAUCUGGAGAGAAAGAAUCAAAGCCUUCAGGAAGGAGGAACUCAUUAAAAGAGGAUACAGAUCAGGAGCCUAUGUCACAGGAUGUAACAUCCAGUCAGAUUGAUGUUGAUAUGAAUUCACAGAAUCCCGAAGGAAGCCAGAAAGAGGAGUUGUGAUUGGUCCAUUAAAGAACUUGAUUAUUUAUUGUUUUGCAGAAGAAUAUAGAUAUACAUGUAUAUUCAUUUUACAUACAACAUUGUACAUGUGUUUGUUGCAUCAAACAACUUUAUGAAGUGUUUGAAAGUGGCAUUAUUUUCUUAUCUGUUUCAAUGAAAGGAGUUUAUGAGAUAAGUAAAUAAAGGUGUGUAGUUACAA
Messenger RNA from Ostrea edulis (European flat oyster), 1422 nucleotides. Its product is annotated as cotranscriptional regulator FAM172A homolog. Gene Ontology annotation, molecular function: siRNA binding. Bases 84 to 1223 code for a protein of 379 amino acids. Lineage: Eukaryota; Metazoa; Mollusca; Bivalvia; Ostreida; Ostreidae. Gene Ontology annotation, cellular component: nucleus. Gene Ontology annotation, biological process: regulatory ncRNA-mediated heterochromatin formation. The transcript has 11 exons. The record is from RefSeq and is a predicted model, not a curated record.